Messenger RNA from Misgurnus anguillicaudatus (oriental weatherfish), 6081 nucleotides. Lineage: Eukaryota; Metazoa; Chordata; Actinopteri; Cypriniformes; Cobitidae. The record is from RefSeq and is a predicted model, not a curated record.
CCUGCCCUGAAGUUGUCUGGAUAGUGUAGGUCGAGUCUGGCUUCGGUGAAUGGGUCGACAUGAGGACGAUUCCCAUUUGAUCAGGUGCUUUACACUCCGUGACAGCAUGUCAGUGUUACAGUUUAACGUUACACUGUAAACGAUGCGGAGUGAUCUGUUGGUCACGCGUGGGUCGUGGGAUCAGUCGUGUCUUACAGGCGGGGAAUAUUAUUAGCCCUUCAGACAACUGUCUCUCUGGUAACCACACAUUCUUAAUGUGAUCUUACUUGAAAUAUAUAUUAAAAGCAUCGCUUUCCAGAGUCGUCUUUGUACUGUUUCUCAUGCCGGCUGUCCUGUACCGCUCCACCUUUCUCUGUCAGCACAGCUAUGCCUCACACUCUCAAAGUACCCAAAAGAUCAACACGUGCAUCUUCAAAACAAAAUGUAAGAGGGGUGAAAGCUUUCAUGACCACAAGGCAAACGGUCAACUCACUUAAAGCUAAUGACUCGGCCACGUUUCGGUGCCAAGAUGAGAUCAGAAAGUCCACAAUCAAGAAACAGGCAGUCAAGAGGGCCCAACGGAGCGCUGUCAGGAAACCUGGCAAGAGGAGAGGAGUCAAGAAUGUCGCUGUUGUCAAAGGAUCCAUGCACACGCGUGGUUCUUUGAAGCGAAAUGGCUUGUUGUCAAAACGUAAUAGCAAAGGGAAGUCACCUGGGAACAGUCUUUUGUGUCAGAGCGUCCUACGGGACGUCGAGUCUUGCAGGAGGCCGGUUAGAGGCGGAAGAGGAGGUCAGAAGAUCAGGGAACAGGAUACUGAUACUAAAAGGUCAGAAGCUCAUGAUGGUCAACAAAUAAGAGCUCUUAUCCCUACUGAAGAGGGGCUGAGCGUUAACAUCAGCUCUGCGGAGGAGCACAGAGAGACUCUUGUUCACAACGCUGACAAGGCAAAGAAGCUGAAAGCAAACUGCUCCGCUCCUCCAGAGCAGCCGAAUGUGGCACUUGUUGAGCCGUGUGACUUUAUGAAUCAUGACCUCGUCAGUAACGUGGACUUUGCCUACGACAACAAUACCUCAGCAGCUCCCUCCUCUUCGCAGGCAGAUAAGUACAUUUCAGGUCAGGCUAAUGAGGUCAACAAAAUCAUUGACCAAUGCACAGACUUUCCAGACAGUUGUGUUCGAACCACUCCAGAGCAUCUUACAGAAGCAGGUGAGGCUGUGGUUUCCCAACUGGGCCAAUCACCCAAAGUACCAGCAGCACUUGAAAACAUUGCAGAUGCUCCCCAGGUGGAACAAAAUGAGCUUCAAAGUACUGUAGAUGUGGACACCAAAGACGAAACUGAUGAUGCUGAAAUGUCAAUGAAGAAAGAGGGAGCUCUUUCUCUCCUCUCGUUGAGCGCAACUAUUUUCAACGGCGCCUUUUGUGAUACGAACUGUGGGCCUCAGGCAACAACAUCUUUCAGCAGCACGGAGAGCACCCAGUCCUCAUUUGACAGAGACUCGAUUCUGGAGCACAGAUCCUCAGGAAACCCUCCUUUCCAAGCUGAGGAUAUCCAGCUGUUUAAAGAGAAGAAAAAGAGAAAUCAUUGUGGAGUUUGCGGUCCCUGCCUGCGCAAGAUGGACUGUGGGGAAUGCAGCAGUUGCCUGAACCAAAAAACGAUCUGUAAACUAAGGAAGUGUAUUGAGCUAAGGAGGAAGCGCCUGGAGAUCUGCACUGGAGAGGUUGACUCAGACGGCUACUCAGUAAAUGGCACAGGUUCAGAGCAGAUGGAGGAGACAAGUGUGGCACCAGAGGAAGAGGCUCAUUACAUAUCCCUAACACACAAUGUUCCACCCGACGUUCCUACGUCUCUACAGCAUGGCUUAAAACCGGCACCUCCUGUAAAGGAGUCCUGGACCGCUCACAACAUCUCUAAAAAUGGUGCUGAACAAAUGAAACCAAACACUGAGAAACAUGUGCGUCAUACUGACCCGCAAGCCAUGUCUCGUAGAACUACGACUUUGUUUAACAAAACCCACGGACCCGAGACGCCUACAGACAAGAUGGUUCCCCUGAAGAAGAUCAAAUUGGAGGAGCAGUGUGUGGAGAUUGAUAACCAGUCCUCGAAGCACUUAGAGACUAGCGUCGACUAUGAGGAUGCUUUAUCCACACUAGCAGCUGUAGUUUGCUCUUCUGGUAUGGAUAGGGAAAGUCUUAAGGAGAAGUUUUUUGGACCCCUAAAAUCAGAGCCAAAAGAAGAACCUUAUCAGUGCCAGUUAAAUCAAGAAGAUCCUCCCCAAAACGGUAAUGUUGUCAGUGUCCGAUCUCUUGUCCAACAUAGGAAUAUUAGCCCUGAUCAGGCUAUGGUUAUCGAGGCCUUGACCCAACUGGCAGCUACCCCACAAACAGUGCCCUUGGAACCCGAAAACCAGAGACAGGGCUCUACGCACUAUGCUUCGAGUGACCACAUACCUCUUCAAGAGGCUAAAUCGGCUUCAGAUGGUUUCUCCAACAAAGUCUCGGUAAUCAGUUCAUCAUUGCACCAGACAUCUGUCAUCCGCAGCACAUUGAACAGACAGGCCAACUUCGCUCAUCACUGUGCAUCCACCCCCAAAAAACUUUCCGUGAUGGAUCUUCUGGCGGCCAGCUCCGAAUGUGAAAAGCUAUCAUAUACCACAGAGAACCGAAGAUACGACCAAGCACUUUGUAAAGCUGACAGGUUAGAAGGCACUUUUAAGAAAUACAAGCAUGGUGAGGGAACGUCUAUCUCGAGAAGAAGGGAUGAAGAGGAAGUUGCUGCCCAGUUGGUGCAACUCGCAUUCAUCAUCGAAUCGAGGCAGAUGCAAGUCUCUGAAAACAGUCCCAUGAAAUACAAUCAGAACUUUUUGGGACAGCACUUGAAAAAGCAAAGGAAGACGCCAUCAAAACCUCGGGUAUCAAAGAAGAAAGCUGGUGAGGUUGAUGGCAAGAUUUCAUUACCCAGAAAAACACCCAACAGACAAACCCCAUUUAAGGCCACCAUUCAAAAAGCCAUUUUGCAACAAAAGAUGAGGUUUCAGCACAAGAGGAGUCCAUUUCUUCCGCAAGCUCAAAUAGAUCUGAAAAAAUAUAUAGCCGAGGCUCAACACGAAAACAGGCAACUCUUAUACUCUAUAAAGAAAGAGCACUUAAGCCCCGCUAAACAGAACGGCUUUAAAUAUGAACUUGAAGCUCAAACUGACUUGGUGGUGUCACAGCCAAAUGGACUCUUACACAAUCGUGCGAACAACCAUCUAGGUGCUAGUCAACUGCAGAGGCAUGAAUGUGAACAACAAAUGAUUUCUCAGGUAUCGAAAACCUACGACGUGCUAAAUCACGGUGCUAAUCGACAGCCUCAGCACACCACGCCCAGCGUUCCCUGUAAAGACUCGCUGCAGAGCACAGGGAUAUACAAUAAAGCAAAUAGCUUUAACCCUGAUCAUCAAUACUUGCGCACAAAUCAAAAUGGGUAUUACAGGGUGGAAAAAUCUGGUGGUGUGACAGUGUUGUCCACACCCACUGUAAAUUUGGAGCACACUGGAGACCAAACACCCACCAAGCAUACUCUCAACAGCUUCUUGGAGUCUCCAAUGAAAUACUUAAACACACCAACCAAGAAUCUUCUCAACACCCCAUCUAAACAACUAACAGAAAUGCCUUCCUGCGACUGUGUGGAGCAAGUUAUUGAAAAAGAGGAGGGUCCGUACUACACGCACCUUGGAUCUGGACCGAAUGUAGCGGCGGUGAGAGAGAUGAUGGAGAGCAGAUAUGGUGAGACGGGCAACGCGGUCCGGAUGGAGGUCGUGGUCUACACUGGCAAAGAGGGUCGGAGCUCACAAGGCUGCCCAAUCGCCAAGUGGAUUAUUCGUCGGGAAAGCAAGGACGAGAAGCUGCUGUGUCUGGUGCGACAACGUGCCGGUCACUGUUGUCAGAACGCAGUGGUGGUCAUUUUGAUUUUGGCCUGGGAGGGCAUCCCUCGCACUAUGGCGGACAAGCUGUACCAGGAUCUCACGCAGACUCUCUGUAAAUAUGGCUUGCCCACUGAUCGCCGCUGCGGCCUCAAUGAAUAUCGCACCUGUGCAUGCCAAGGCCUGGACAAAGACACCUGUGGUGCCUCCUUUUCUUUCGGUUGUUCCUGGAGUAUGUACUUCAACGGCUGCAAGUUUGCACGGAGCAAAACGCCCCGGAAGUUCAAACUACAAGGAGACUACCCAGAAGAGGAGGAAAAGUUGGAGAAACAUUUGAUGAAUUUGGCAACAGAUCUGGCACCCGUGUACAGAAAACUUGCUCCUAAAGCCUUUCAGAACCAGGUUGAGCAGGAGCAGAUGGGUCAGGACUGUCGACUGGGAAGGAGGGACGGUCGACCGUUCUCUGGUGUGACGGCAUGUGUGGACUUCUGUGCUCAUGCUCACAAAGACACACAUAACAUGACCAAUGGAAGCACUGUGGUAUGCACUUUAACCAAGGAGGACAACCGUGCUGUACGGAACAUUCCAGAGGAUGAGCAACUGCACGUCCUGCCUCUCUAUAAGAUAUCUGACACAGAUGAGUUUGGCCGUGUUGAGGGCCAGUGGGCUAAAAUGAAGUCCGGGGCGUUGCAGGUCCUCUCGGCUUUCCCAAGAGAAGUGCGAAUGUUGUCCGAGCCCGCUAAGUCAUCCCGCAAGAAGAGGCUUGAUGCUAAAAGAGCCCAUGCGGAGAAACUUCGAGCUCUGAACAACAAGCGGGUCACCCCUGUGAAAGUGAAGAGCGAGACUCCUAAAGGUUUCAAACAUUCACCAGGUUUGGAAAAGGAAACUCAAAAUCUACGUUCCACCAUUCCUGAAAUAGGAAGCCAAUUUCCAGACUUUCACCCUUCUAGUCCAUACACCCAGAGGAGCUCGUGCCCCACACCUCCUGUGACCUCCAACGGUGUUAUAACCACACAACCCUCCUCACCUUACUCCGCGUUCUGUCAAACCCAGCAUGUUGGAGGCAAUAGUUCUCCAAAACCUGGUCCAGGACUGGAGGCCAUCAGGCAGAUCUUUGCAGAUGCUCCUGAGCAGAAACCAUUCAGAAACCAGCUUUUUUUAAAUUCGAAUUCCCCAAAUCCCUCCCCCUCGUUCAAAUGCGAACCUGAGGAGACUCGGUGCUUCCAGGGCGGGGCGGCUCCGACAUUGCUCUCCCCACCUAUGGCUGAAGGUCUUCAAAGUCGGUUGAACUGUCCCCCUAGAGCUCAGCCAGGCCUUGAGGAUCACCACAACCCACCUGUUACUCCAGAAGACGUUAAAGCGGAGGAGGUGUGGUCAGACAGCGAGCACAAUUUCCUCGACGGUAAUAUAGGCGGGGUUGCGGUGGCUCCAUCGCACGGUUCGGUCCUAAUCGAAUGCGCUCGACGGGAGCUGCACGCGACCACGCCGAUCCUACGACCCGACCGUACGCACCCCACCCGCAUCUCCUUGGUCUUCUACCAGCACAAGAGCCUGAAUGCACCAGGCCACGGCCUGCAACAGUAUGAGGCCAAAAUGGCCGAAAAGGCCAGGGGGAAGGAGGAGGCGGAGCGUGUGGGACUUCAUAAAACUUCAAAGGAUUCCAGUACAGAGAGUGAAGACGAGUACGAGGCUUAUCAGAAUCAGAGACACAAGCUUCAGGUCCCCACCCGUCAGUCGCUUACCGCUACACGGGAUGGCGUCAUUACGUCAGCCCCGUAUUCCCUCACACACGUCACUGGGCCUUACAACCGCUGGACGUGACAUUUUUACAUGCUUUUUUAGCUAAUGCCUUACCUCAGCUAGUUCUCAUCUUAUCACUUCUUUUUAUAUGUGUGUGCCCUCUUUGAGUUGUGCUCUUUCUGUAGACUUUUACAACGAAUCGACGACCGUUUGUGGGUUUUUAACUGUGAGUUUUGGCGUGUACGUCUGUUUUUUUAUUGUUUUAAAAGAUGGUGCUCGGAACAGAUGUUAUAAAGCUGGUUUUAUACGUAUAGAUGAAAUUAGCGCAUAGAAGAUGUGAUUAUUUAUUCUGAUCAGUUUCAAAACUAUUUUGUAAUUUAAUUUCUGGUCCAAGCCUGUUUACUGCAAUAGGAUUAUGUCAUCCUUUAAAUGACGUGUGUAGUAAACACUCCGAAUUGA